AUGUGGGUAACUUUUGAACUUUAUAUGAUAUUUGUGAUUACACGAUUAGUAGAUACAAAUAGUGUGAAUUUUCUUGGUGGUUUGAAAAACGAUAAUGAAAGUUUUAGAAGUAAAGAGAGUUUUCAAAAAUAUAAAUUUGUUGAUUCAAUUUAUCAACCAUCUGACAAUCUUUUAUUAACAUCUAAACCUCCAAAAUUUGAAACACCAUCUUGGAUAACUAAAAUUACAAGAAAUACUGAUGUAAUUGAAAUAUUACCAAAGAAAAUAAAGAAAUCUCUCGUAUCAGUAGGAAUUCAUCAUGGCCCUAGUUAUCACAUGGAACUUCAUUCAAACCCAUCAACUGGUGAUUUAUCUCAUUGCACUAAUUGUAAUCAACAUAAGGAACGCCGGAAUCCUACAUUCAAUCCUUGGGGAGGUAAACGAAAUUCAAUUCCUUUCAAAGUUGACACCAAAAUUCGACGACCAGUAAGAGUUCCAUUUAAUAGCUGGGGUGGAAAACGUCAAGGAACUUUUUUGAAUUCAAAUUGGCAUGGAGAAGUUUACAAAAAACGAGCAAAUGAGGCAAUUGGAAUUAAAAAACCGUUUAACAGUUGGGGUGGAAAACGAACACCGUACUCUCUACAAACUAUUUAUUCUCAUGAAAAAUUAUUCACUAAUGGCAUAUAA
Chelonus insularis is the source of this 666-nucleotide messenger RNA. RefSeq lists its product as uncharacterized. NCBI's taxonomy places the organism in Eukaryota, Metazoa, Arthropoda, Insecta, Hymenoptera, Braconidae. The coding region runs from base 1 to 666 and encodes 221 amino acids. The record is from RefSeq and is a predicted model, not a curated record. The transcript has 3 exons.